Molecule: messenger RNA, 7982 nt
Organism: Culex pipiens pallens (northern house mosquito)
Lineage: Eukaryota; Metazoa; Arthropoda; Insecta; Diptera; Culicidae
Product: myb-like protein Q
Exons: 13
Coding region: 841-3825 (994 amino acids)
Biological process (GO): actin cytoskeleton organization
Molecular function (GO): actin binding
Source: RefSeq, a predicted model, not a curated record
AUAUGGCAAGCUCUCUGCUGAGCAGCUUCCAACACCGAGUGUAAACAACAACAACAACAACAUCUGCCAUAAUAACCAGUAGCAGAAGAAGAAGACGACGAAGAAAAAGCACGCACAAAGAUUAAAAGAACCGGCAACACUGAUAAGCCAUCGUCGUCGGCCCUGUCGGAAAACCGCUAAUUAGCCUAACUUGUGCAAAUGUGACCGUGAAUUUGUGCGUAUAAAUUUGAGAGUAGCUCAAAAAAAAGCCUGUCUUUCUCUGUGUGUGAGUGUGGAUGUUCCAGUGUGUUCUAGUGCCAAAUUACCGCAAAGAAGUACACCGUUCAAGUCCAACCUUCCGUGUCGUCGUCGUAGUCUGGCGAUUUUUUGCGCCUAGAAGAGGAAAAAGAAGAAAUCUUUUUUUUCAAUGUGAAUAUUUUCCUACUACACUUUUUGCUCUUUUGAGAGGAGAAUAAUUGCGGCGUGUAACCGCAACGACAGCUUCACGGCAAAAAGCUUCCCUCCGUCGAUAUGCAUACCAAUUGAGAUAGUAUCUGUGAGUGAAAAAACGAGGAAAAGAAGAAGAAAAACGAAAGGAAAUAAAACGCCGAUCGCUGGCAUGGAGUCGCGUCAAAAAGUUGAAUCAAAUUUACAUAAAUGCAAUUAAGGUGCAGUGAAGUGUGCUCCGAUCCGUCGUCGCCAUCGACGGUUGGCUGAUCAAUGAAUCCAUGUGUACAACCGGAAGCGCUUCCACGUCCUUCCCCACUUCCGGUGGAAAUUGUGCAUCCCCAAAUGAGUACUAGUAUCGAAGUUUAAACAAAGCAAAAAACGUCCUCUCCGUUGGGAUAUUCGCCCAUCGCAAUGUCCUUCAACGGCAGAGACCUGAUGAAGCAGCAGCAGCAGCAGCAGCUUCAGCACUUCAACCAGCAGCUACAGCAGCAGCAGCAGCAGCAACUCCAGCAACAGCAGCAGCUGUCACCCCAGCAGCAGCCGCCUCCGGAGUACAACCAGAGCGUGCUGACGAUGCAAAAGUCCGUCACGAUUACGGUGACGCCGCAGCGCAGCAACUCGAUGGAUUUGCUCAACUUCGAGGAGAAGCGACAGCUGAUCGCGUCCUCGCUGUCGCUGUCGGACAUCCUGCACGUCAGCCCGGCGGCGGCCCACGUUGCGAAGGAGGUGGCCGCCAGCACGGUGAUUGGUGAGUUUGCUACCAAGAAACAGAACGGUGCCACCCUGCGGUCCAACAGCCUCAACUCGGGCUCGCGGACGCCACCCCUCGAGCGGAAAAGCAAGUUCAGCGCGUUCGGGCGACUCUUCAAGCCGUGGAAGUGGCGGAGAAAAAAGAAAAGCGAAAAGUUCGAGUCCACCUCCAAGUCUCUAGAGCGUAAAAUAUCAGUACGUGCCAAUCGCGAGGAACUUGUACAAAAAGGUAUCCUGCUGCCCGAGAGUCCAACGUCGGCGCUGUCCAUAGCUGCCAUUUGUAUCAGUCCCACGGAAUCGCUGACGUGGUCAACAUCAUCCCAUAGACAGCUACAAACCUUCCAUCAGCCGAACCAUUAUCGAAGCCAAAACGAAGAACAAUAUACCAUUUACAACUCGGUGAACGGUUCCAACUCAGCCGUCCUGCCAAAUCUCGCGAACGCAUCAUCAUCCGCAGCAGCAGCACCAAAUACUAGUAUAACCAACAAUGUGCCUUUAUCACAAUCGGCUCAACAAAUCAGCAGCGUGCUCAGCAACAGCAGUCUGAACCACCCUAGCAACAACAACAACAACAGCACUAGUAGUAGUAAUAGUAACGGCCCGCUGAGCUUGGCGUCGAUUCUGGGCGGCGGCAAUUCCGGAAAUAACGCCGUCAUCGGUGCCAACAUGAUUGGCGGGGGUACGGCCGGUCAGGCACUGGCCAGCAUCCUGACGGGCAACUCGGUCGGGAAUAGUAUAGGUGGGAGUGGUGGCGGAGGAGGAGGAGGAGGACAAGGUGGGUUGUCCCACUCGCAGUCGGCGCACCAGAUCGGUUCCGGAGUGACCGGUGGUGGCCAUGCGCCGAUCUCGCAGCACCAGGCGCUCCAGCAGCAGCUGCAGCAGCACUUUGCCAACGUUGCCGGCAACAGCAGUAGUUUAGAGCCACGGAAAGAAAAGACUGACGGCCAGGGUAGUAGUGCCAAUGGCGUCGAUCAACAGUCGACUUCGUCCUCGUCGUCGUCGGCAGGAUCGUCCCAGGUGGCGACAAUUGCCGACCAACUCCAGCAGCAGCAGCAGCAGCACCAUCACCACCACCAUCAGCCCAAGCCGGAACGUCCGAACUCGCUCGGACCUCCGGCGACCGUGGCCAAGCUGUCCGUUGCGACCCGCCGGGGUCACUGCUACCACAGCGAUGGUUUUCAAGAUAAUCAACGGAAGACUCCACCGCCGAACAGCGAACAGCUGCAGAACCAGCACCAGCAGCAAUCCAACCAACUCCCAUCGCAAGCGGCCCUGUCCGCGGCGGCGGCUGCCGUGGCCCAACAGCACCAGCAGGCCCUCCAGCAGCACCACCAACUCCACGGCCAUGGCCAGCACCCGCACUCGCACCACCUGGCGAACCACAUCAUGCUGUCGGAGCUGCCGGAACCGCCGAUUCCGGUGUCCGAAAUCGGUCCGAUUCCGCCACCGCCGAUGUUCUCCACCCCGAGUCCCACGCUGAUUGGUGGACGGUCGAUGACGCAGCAACAGCAGGCACUCCACCAGCAACACCACCAACAACUUCAGCAGCACCUGCAACAACACCAGCAACACAUGCAGCAGCAACAAGCGCUGCAGCAACAGCAGCAGCAACAACAGCAACAACAGCUGCAUGGCUCUACUAAUGUGCAUUCCACUACUACCGGUAGCAAUAAUAGUAUUAGCGCGAGUAACAUUAUACCGUUAGAUAUGAACGAUUACGAUUACGAUGAUCAUGAAAACAAUGAUCAGGAGGAGCUCGACUCGGACGAGGAGUACAUGUAUACAAUGUCGCAACCAAAUCCCGCCAUCGAUACGAACCGUAUCGACGAAAUCCCUGCGAAGGAGCCCAAAUUCAACGCAGUGCCAUUGAAAUCAGCUUUAAAGAAGAAGGGCUCGAACCCGGGCACGCCCACGCAGGACAACCGGACGCUCACGGUCCGGUACGACAACAACGCGACGGCCACGAUCAAGCCAGUUUUACGACCACGGAUUAGAAUAUGCUCGCGACCGAUGCGUUUCCAGAUUGGCCUACCGAGUACGAUCGAGAACAAGGAGAACACCCGGCCGUACGUGAUCCGCGAAGGGCACGCGGACAACGAUGACCAGAACGACGGCCCGAUCUGCUACCGCGAGGACGACGCCGACCGGGCGGCCAAGAUCGCCCGCAAGGAGAGCCUCUCGAUCAAGUUGGCCCUGCGGCCGGACCGGCAGGAGCUGAUCAACCGGAACAUCCUGCAGAUGCAGUCGGACAACGAGAAGCAAGAGUCGAAGGAAGCGAUCGGGGCGCGGCUCAUCCGGCGGCUGUCGAUGCGACCGACGGCCGAGGAGCUCGUCGAGCGGAACAUCCUGAAGACGCAAACUCCGGCCGAGGAGAAGAAGCAAAAGGAGGAGAAGAAGCGCUACCUGCUGCGGAAGCUCAGCUUCCGGCCCACCGUGGACGAGCUGAAGGAGAAGAAGAUCAUCCGCUUUAACGACUACAUCGAGGUGACGCAGGCCCACGAUUACGACCGGCGGGCGGACAAACCGUGGACGCGGCUCACCCCGAAGGACAAGGCCGCCAUCCGGAAGGAGCUGAACGAGUUCAAAAGCUCCGAGAUGGCGGUGCACGAAGGCAGUCGACAUCUCACCAGGUUUCAUAGGCCAUGACAGCUGCAAUGCAGGAUCAAACAGAGACAUUUUGCCGUUCAUUACUUUACAUUUCUUAUUAAGAACUACUACAACAACCAUUUGAUUGUGUACAUAUAAAUCAACCAACCAACCAUCAGCAGCAGCAGCAACAGUAACACAAAUUGGAAUAAUUAGCAGCCAACCCUGGUGAAGUCGGAACUUCCUGUCAACCCAAUCGGAACCUUAAAUUUUUGAAUCACGCCGCAACGUUUUAACCCUUUGACGAUUGGUAGCAGCAGCAGCAGCAGAUUCCAGGUUCUGGUCACCCAGGUAAGGUACGGCGUUUGCACCGUAACAGAAGGUCCUACAAGUUUUGUUUGUAGUCGAACUCGCUUUGGGUCAUCGGGGGAUGGGAACGGCAAAAAGGAACAGAAAUAUUAAAGCAGUAACAAAAAAAAAACACAACAAAAAAAUUGUUUCAGUAAGAAAUUAAAGGAAACCUAACAAAAAAAUAUAUUAAAGGAAAAAAAUAAUAAUACUGUGAUAAUGUUGACGUUAUUAGAAUGUUACCGAGCAAACAUAACAAAAAAACAUGAUAAUGAAAACACAAAACAUAAGAAACGUGGUGAGAUUUAGCGGUUAGUGGCUUUGUGGAAGAAAUUAGUGCGGAGCAAAAACCCACGAAUCGGCGGUAGCAUUUUUCCUGGUUGCGGCAGCUUGUGCUCGUGGGAUCGGUUGGUUAUCUGAAAUAGAGGAAAUUUUAUGAUUUUUUUUUCAGAUUGAAAAAAAAGAAAAAUUUAAAAGAGUUAUUUAAAAAAAAUCUUUUCAUAAAAAGCAACAUUUUGAAUAUUCUAAAAAGUUUUACUGAGCAAUAGAUCUCAUUUGUAUAAGUUUGACGUUUACUGAGGGUGUAGCAAACCAAGAGCAAAACCCAAAAGAGAACGAGCACCUCUUCUAUCUUUUGUGAAAUAUGGUGAAAAAAUAGUUUCGAGAUUUUCGAGAAAAAUCGAUCUCACCAAUACAAACACAGAUGGAACGUCAAAUUAUGUUUUCCGCCAAUUUGAAUUUAAAUUAUUUUAAAUCUUCAUCUUACACAAUUCGAUAGAACGCCCUUUUUAAAUGUCACUCUAGAUAUUUUGACGUCUAGACACAAUGCAUUUUAGGCUUCAUUGUUUGUAGUUGACAAUAAGCGUAGCACCCGCUUGAUAGAGAGAGCAUUCAGCACUCACUGUGCGAGAGAAUCGAAGAGACCAGAUUCUCUCUUCCCUCUCUCGACAAAAUUCAAACUCAAUGAAUCGAUCUCACGAAUACAAGAUGAAAUGUCAGAAGUCGCAUAAUUUUGAUAUUAAUUUUCGCAAACGGCCAAGGUAUUGUUUAUUUUAAAUGAGGCAGGAUUUCCAGCUGUCAAAAAUUUGUAGUUUGGCCAAAAAGGGGAUUUUAUAUUUUUAUUCCAGGCAAAUUAAGACAGAUUUUUUUUGGGUGGCCAUCCUGGAUAAAAAAAUCUUUUUGAGCGGAUUUGUUUUUUCAAAAAAAAAAUGUUUCUCAAAGUGUUUUUCGGUUCAGAAAAUUGACAAAUUUUCACUUUUCUGAAAUUCCCUGCCUUAAAUAUUUCAAUAUACCUUGUGCACGCACCAUUUUCGGAAGAGUCUUCGUCAAAGAAAUUCACUGAGAGAGAAAAUCGAAAGAGCUCUCUCGCGUGAGAUAAAAUGCAGACUCAAUGGUUCGUUCUCACAAAUACAUUUGGACGUCAAUUUUCGAAGACGAUUAAUGAAAGAGAGAUUCAUGGGAAUAUAAUUUACUCAAGAAUGUUCUUUUGAGAAUUUUGAACAGAUUUUUAUCAUCUCGUCGGUAAGAAAAGACUUCAAAACUAUCAUUUACAGAUAGAGAUGCUAUGGUAAAUGUAAAUCUUAGUUGUUCUUUCUCUUGAAACAUAACCAACAAAAGCAUAACGCCGCCGAAAAUGCUACCGAAAAUUAAUGUUUGGAGCAAAAAUUAAAAGCAACAACACUCACGCAGAUAUCACACCUCCAAACACAACGGUAUCUUGUAUUAUCACAAGAAAAAAAAAACAUAAUAAAAGAAGGCGAAGAAGAAGAAAACACCUUUUUGACACGCAAAUCGGACAAACUCCAGCGGCUGGCAUGGUUGCCAAAUUUCAAGCGUUCGAUGUUUGCGGCAAAAAAAGCCUAACUCCUCACACACUUCUUUGGGGGGAAAAACUCUGAAAAGAGAAAACAGGUUGGAACAUGGAAAGCUCUGUAUUUGUACAUAUCUUGUGGAAACAUUACUACAUUGCUAACCACUAAACAAAAAACAUGCAAAAUAAUGCAAGCAAAUAGAACAAAUCGAGAGAACAAUUUGAGAGAAUUAAUUGGAUGGACAUAUUUUUUUAAAUUGAUAAAAACAAAUUAAACGUACAGAUAAAAAAGAAAACAGUCACACACUCUCAUACUUUAAAAACAAGUAAAAUUAUAGUGGAAUCAUUAAACACAAUAAAACAUUUAAACAAGCGAAAAAAGAGCAGCGCGCAGUGUGAGAAAACGAAGUGACGACACACACACAACAAAAAUAAGCAAUUACACUAAUCGAACCAUUCUUGAUUGGGAGCAGUUGGAAAUCAAAAUAGGGCGAAAAUAACAACGUAAACAAAAACAAUGCGACGCAAGCGGGGACGAACAAAACUUGAUUGAAGAUGGCGUUUUUUGUGUAUAUUUUAGUGAGAUAAAGCGAAAAUCGAGAUUUUUCGGCGAAUCGUUUUCCAGGACGCGAAAGUAACUAGGUUUGUUCCCGUUUUUAUUUCUUUCCUUUUGCACUAGUUGUAAAGGUUAAUGCGAUUUGAGAGAACGAUAAGAGAGAAAUCAACACAAUACAAAUUACUUUUAAUUUUUCGUUUUCGUUCAUCUAUUACUUUCGUUGUAAGUUUUACGUUACUUUAUCUGUAAAAUGUAAUUAGGAGAGGAAAAAAAAUCAAGGACGUUUUUCCCUUUAAUUAUUUUUUUCAUUUUCCGUAGCAAGAAAAUAAAAUCGAUUCAUACAAUCUGUAAGCUUAGAAUAGCAAAUACCGUUGUUCUGUAUUUUUUUCGUCUCAAAACUACGGUUUGCCAAUUUGAAGAUGCGUCACAUUUCACACGCAUUAGCAAAACAAAAAAUUAAAUUACAAUAGCGACGUCGCCACCACGUGGAGCGUUUGGUGCGUUCGACUCAUCGAAGUUAAAGAAGAAGAAAUAAAGCUGAAAGUAAAUCGUAUUGAAGAAAUUCUAAAUCAGUGGCAAUUGUCGUGGAAAGAGCAACGUUUAUAAACAACAACAAAAAUGCUAGUAAGUAAAAGCAGAAAAAAAAUCAUUAAAGUCGACUGUUCCGCUUUUUCGUUGUAUUAUCGUGUAGACAAGUAAAAAAACAAGAAAAUAACUAUUAAAUUGGACGAAAGUGGCGAAAACUACGCCGAAGUGAAACAAACACAGACACACACACACACUAUAAAUAAGCUGGAACUAUUUUGUAAAAAGUAAAAUACACUCUUACAACACAAACACAAACAUUCAAUUAGUGACGUUUUCAAAAUUACCGUGAUCAUCUAAUCAUAUAGCAGAAAACAAGCAAACAAACAAAAAAUGUGGGGGAAGAAACAAGUCAAAAUAAACAUUUAAAGAAAAUCACACACAUUAAACGAAAGCAAAAACACGCAUAAGCCACAAACGUAAAUUUGAACAGUUUAAACAAAAAUAUGUAUAGAAAACAAAGGCCGUGUGUACUCCUAAUAAUUGCAACCAAAAAAAUUAGAUCAGUUUUUCAACAAACUCAAUUUGGAAGAAAAAAAAACAAACGCGAGAAGUCCCUCUUUCCGCUUGACACAAACAUACACAGAAACUCGGACGCAGGACUUUCCCCCAGACGAGAGAACACUUUUGGACGUAACUAUUACUUUCUAGCAACAACAACAACAAAAGCAACAGGAUUGAAAAAUAACCUGACAGAAAGGCAGUUAAAACAACAACAUCAACAAAAAUAGUGGAAAAAGGUUAUAAAAAAAGAAGAAAGAGGAAAAAACACAUAGCGUUUAAGUGCGUCAUGCAUAUAUUAUAUUGAUGAAAGAAAGAAAAAAAGAAGGAAAUUAAAAUCAAUAAUUUGAAAACACAAACUGAGAAGGAAAGAAAACAAAAGAAAAAUAAUGACAAAUAAAACAAAUGAUAAAUUUA